Molecule: messenger RNA, 5054 nt
Organism: Zingiber officinale
Lineage: Eukaryota; Viridiplantae; Streptophyta; Magnoliopsida; Zingiberales; Zingiberaceae
Product: paired amphipathic helix protein Sin3-like 4
Exons: 23
Coding region: 347-4648 (1433 amino acids)
Biological process (GO): negative regulation of transcription by RNA polymerase II
Cellular component (GO): chromatin; histone deacetylase complex
Molecular function (GO): transcription corepressor activity
Source: RefSeq, a predicted model, not a curated record
UUUUGGUUUCGAGCCCUUUCUUCCGCUUCCCCGCUUGCUUCUUCUGCUUCUCCUUCCUCUCCAUCUCGACGGAUAGCGACGACGGAGAGGCCUUCUACCUCUCUGUCUCUCCUUUCCGGUCUCACGGCGCGUGCUUCUGUUGUCUUGGGAGCUUUCUUCGUCUUGAUCCCCUUGAAUUACUGCUCUCGUAUCGGUUCUAUCGGAAUUGGAGCCGUGAGAGGAGGAAGAUCGAGGAUCGCCUUGGUUCCGGGUCCGAUAGGCGACUUAUCGACGGAAUAGGGGAAAGAAGAAGGGGGAUUUUUGUGAGCGUGCUCCUUUUUGGUUUUGUCGGUCGUUUCAUGGCUGAAUGAAAGGGCUGCGGGAGGAGGCUUGUAUGGGUUCCCAGCUGAAGCGACCAACCGUUUCUCGAGCGGAUCCGUCUGGGCAAACCCAUAUGGCGCCAGCACCAGCCGCUGUUGGUACUACACCCAAGCUUACGACCAAUGAUGCCCUUGCCUAUCUGAAGGCCGUGAAGGAUAUAUUUCAGGACAAAAGAGAAAAAUACGAUGAAUUUCUUGAGGUCAUGAAGGACUUCAAGAGCCAGAGGAUUGAUACAAAUGGAGUAAUUGCGAGGGUGAAGGAGUUAUUUAAGGGGCAUCGGGAUUUGAUCCUGGGGUUUAACACCUUCUUACCAAAGGGAUAUGAGAUUAAGCUACCUGAAGAAAAGAAACCAAUUGAGUUUGAGGAGGCAAUUGAUUUUGUUAAUAAAAUCAAGAAUCGUUUUGAGAAUGAUGAACAUGUUUACAAGUCAUUCUUAGAUAUCCUGAAUAUGUACCGUAGGGAGAAUAAGUCAAUCCAUGAGGUCUAUGAAGAGGUAGCAGCUCUCUUUCAAAAUCAUCACGAUUUGCUUGAGGAAUUCACACACUUUUUGCCUGAUACCUCAGCAACAUAUGCUCCGCUGCAUCAUGGACAUGCUGGUCGAGCUUUUCCACGUCGAGAUGACAGGAGCUCUAUGAUGCCUGCAGUAAGGCAUUUUCAUGUGGAUAAGAGGGACAGAGCUCAUUUGGCACAUGCUGACCGCAACUUUAGUGUUGAUCGCCCUGAUACAGAACAUGAUAGAAAGAGAAGACAUCCAAAUAGGGACAAGGAUAGGAAGGAUGAUAGUGACAGGAAAGAUCAUGAACGAGAUGAGGACUUGGAGCUAGAUAGUGGUGAUUUAGAUAAUGCACAGCAUAGGCGUAAACUUUCGCCUCGAAGAGCUGAUGAUUCUACUGCUGAGCCAAUGCAACAAGGAGCUGAUGGCCCUGGCAUUUAUAGCAUUUCAUCUUCAACAUUUGAUGAUAAAAAUGCUUUGAAGAGUGUGUAUACUCGAGAAUUUAAUUUCUGCGAAAAAGUGAAGGAAAAGUUGCAUCCUGAGACCUACCAGGAAUUUUUGAAAUGUCUUCACAUAUACAGCCAAGAAAUAGUUACUAGAACAGAGCUAAAGAAUCUGGUUAGCGACAUCCUAGGGAAGUAUCCAGAGCUUAUGGAAGGUUUCAAUGAAUUUCUGGGCCACUGCGAGAAUAUAGGCUUUCAGAGUUUUCUACCCCAAAAUUUUUCUGCAGAUGGAUUUCUAGAAGGUGUGUUCAACAAAAGUACGUUCAAAGGACAUAUGGCUAGGCCAGUUAAGAUAGAGAAUAGAGACAGAGAAAGGGACCGAGAACUGGUUGAACGGGAGAAAGAUCAUGAGAGUGAGAGAAACACUGAAAGAGAAAGAGUUGAUAAAGGCAUCUCGCACAAGGCUACUUUAUGCUCAAACAAAGAAAAAUAUAAUUUAUGGAAACCAAUUUCAGAGCUUGAUCUCUCAGAUUGUCAAUGUUGUACUCCAAGUUACCGCCUUCUUCCAAAAAAUUAUCCUAUACCAUCCACUAGCCACAGAACUGAACUUGGAGAGUCAGUAUUAAAUGAUCAUUGGGUGUCAGUGACUUCUGGAAGUGAGGAUUAUUCUUUCAAGCACAUGCGAAAAAAUCAAUAUGAAGAAAGCUUAUUUAGAUGUGAAGAUGAUAGAUUUGAGAUGGAUAUGUUAUUGGAAUCAGUGAAUGCCACCACUAAGCGUGUUGAGGAACUGCUGGAAAUGAUGCAAGAUCCUGCCAAUACUAUACGCAUUGAAGACCAUCUUACUUCUUUGAAUUUGAGAUGUAUUGAACGGCUAUAUGGAGACCAUGGUCUUGAUGUCAUGGAUGUAAUUCAGAAAAAUGCUAGUCUUGCAUUGCCAGUCAUAUUAACUCGUCUGAAGCAAAAGCAAGAGGAAUGGUCUAGGUGUCGGUCAGAUUUCAAUAAAGUAUGGGCAGAAAUAUAUGCCAAGAAUUAUCAUAAGUCACUUGAUCAUCGCAGUUUCUAUUUCAAGCAACAGGAUUCAAAGAAUUUGAGCACAAAAACUUUGUUGGCUGAUAUUAAAGAAAUUAAUGACAAGAUGAAGAAGGACGAUGACAUUCUUCUUGCUGUUGCUGCCAAAAAUAGGCACCCAAUUAUUCCCAAUAUGGAAUUUAAGUAUGCAGAUGUAGAUGUUCACGAGGAUUUAUAUCGAAUCAUAAAAUAUUCAAGUGGAGAAGUGUGCACAUCUUCAGACCAGUUGGACAAAGUCAUGAAGUUAUGGAGUACUUUUUUGGAGUCCCUGUUGGGUGUUCCAAAUCGAAAUCAAGGUGUAGGAGAUGGACAAGAUAUAAAUUUGAAGAGUCGUGUUGUCAAAACCAGUGUUGCAGAUUUGGCUGAAAGCAAUGGGAAUGCUGGAGCUAUUAAGCAAAUUAAAACUGACAAUAAUAUUCUACAUGAACAAGCAGGUUGUGGCAGGACUGGCUUACUAAAUGAAGACGUGAUUGUUACUGAAACUUGCUCUCAUAAUGUAGAUCGUGCCAUUUGGCAUGGUGAAAAUCUUAUCAAUAAUCCACAUCAAGGAGUUGUGCAGAGUAGUGUUCCUAUGAUUGAUGAAGUUUCUCGAGGAGCUUUGCCAAAUGUGCAUUCAGAAGAGUUACCAGAUAGUAACAAUGUUGUAAAUAGAGCUGAAGAAGUUGAUACUCGAUCAAAUCAAGGGAAUAUAACAGGGAUUACUGGUGCAUCUUUGAGAACUGUUAAUGUUGGAACAGAGCUGCAAGGUGAACCCCGUGCAACCAGUGAAACUUUACCUUCUUCAGAGGGUGGACACUCUGGGAGGCCAAUUAUGUCUGUAAAUACUGGUGGCACUGUUGAAGGUAGUAAAGGUUUCAAGCCUACUGAAAGUCCUACAUCCCUUAGGAAUUUUAAGAUUGAAAGAGAAGAAGGAGAAUUGUCACCUACUGGAGAUUUUGAAGAGGAUAAUUUUGUGGCGUUUGGAGACACUGCCAUAAUUGCAGCUGCUGAGCAGAAAGAUGUUUCCAUUAGCAGAGAGUACCAAGUCAGGCCUGGAUGUGGUGAUGCUGCUGGUGAGAAUAAUGCUGAUGAUGAGGAUGAAGAAAGUCCUCAACGAUCCACCGAUGCCAGUGAAAAUGCAUCAGAGGCGGGUGAGGAUGCAUCUGGUAGUGAAUCUGGUAAUGGGGAGGAAUGCUCCCAUGAAGAUCAUGAGGAAGAGGAUGAUGCAGAGCAUGAUGAUGAGGAGCCUAAGGCUGAAAGUGAAGGGGAGGCUGAAGGAAUGACUGAAGCACACGAUGUUGAAGGGGAAAUUACAUCAUUACCAUAUUCAGAACGAUUUCUUAACACUGUGAAACCUCUUGCUAGGCAUGUGCAUGCUGCAUUACAUGAUAAGCAUGAAAAAUCUUCUAAGAUAUUUUAUGGAAAUGAUUCAUUCUAUGUGCUGUUUCGGCUUCAUCAGAUGUUGUAUGAAAGGAUAGUCUCUGCUAAGACAAACUCAUCUGCUGCUGAAAACAAAUGGAGAAAUUCUAAAGAUUCAAACCAUCCUGAUUUAUAUGCUAAAUUUAUGAGCGCUCUAUUCAAUCUACUUGAUGGUUCUGCUGACAAUACCAAAUUUGAAGAUGAUUGCCGUUCCAUUAUUGGGACCCAGUCAUAUGUACUUUUUACAUUGGACAAGCUAAUCUUCAAAGUCGUUAAACAGCUUCAGGCAAUAGUCUCAGAUGAGAUGAAUAGUAAGCUUCUCCAUCUCUACUUGUAUGAAAAAUCAAGGCGAGCUGGGAGACAUUUUGAUGUUGUUUAUCAUGAAAAUGCCCGGGUUCUUCUGCACGAUGAGAGUAUUUACAGAUUUGAAAGUUAUUCACAUCCUUCAGAUGUAACCCGACUGUCAAUCCAACUCAUGGAAUAUGGACAUGAAAAACACGAUGCUACGGCAGUUGCAAUGGAUCCCAACUUCUCAUCUUACUUGUACAAUGAUUUUCUCUCAAGUGUGCCAGUCAGGAAGCGGUUGCAGGGCGUCUUCAUGGGAAGGAAUAAGCGCAAAAACAAGGGUGCAGAUGAGUAUUCUGCUACUUGCAAAGCCACGAAAGGGAUUCAAGUCAUCAACGGCUUGGAGUGCAAGAUAUCUUGCAGUUCAUCUAAGGUGUCUUACGUGCUAGAUACUGAGGAUUUAUUGCUCCGGUCAAGAAAGAGAAAAAGAUAUUCAAGCGACGGAACUAUGUCGAGUAGCCAAACAAACUUGACACAAGAAUACGACACUAAAGCAAAUCGAUUCCGCGACUUCGUUUCCACUUUCAUGUGCAGAUCCUAAUGCAAUGCUGCAGUUGGUGAUGAAUCUGAAAAGGUCAAGAAUCUACCAGCAACCAUGGCGAAUUUGCUUUGCUGGAUUUCUGGUACGCAUGUCAACACUGUAUAUAGAUUAUUCUAUAGCUGUUGGCAUCACAAAUUUGUACAUAUGCAACCCCUAACUUUCCCCCUCUUUAUUCAUACUCUAUUUUCUUUCCACCUGAUUCACAUAUUGCCAGUCUACCAGAACAAAUGUGUAAUGUUCAGUUAUAAAAUGCUUAUAUUUUUUUUUAAAUUUUAUUUUAUUUUAUUUUUGUAACAAGUGUAGGUUUCAAUGCACUUCCAUGUGUUAUGGAUGCCUCGUGUUGGGAGAUUUGGAUUGUGGUUAAAUUUGAGGUUUGAAAAAGAAAUAUAAUUUUUUUUAUCAUUAA